AUGAAUCAAAAAAAAUAAUAGUUAUCCAACAGUUCAUAAGACAAAGUCUGUGAAAUUAAAAAAAAGAUUCAUAAGCCAAUAAGUCAACAAUCUCUAUACUUUUGGGGAAACAAUUACAUAGAGUCUUUGAAAAAAUCUUUCCUUACAAAGAAUUUCAUGUACCUAAAUUUAUUGCAAUUCCCCUAACUGAAACCUACAAACUUAAAAGUGUUGAAAGAGUAGACACCAAAGAAUUUGUUUGAUGACAUUCCUAUUCUGAUUGGAGUGGAUGAAAUUACUGAGUCAGAGUAAAUAUAUUAUAAGCAAAGUAGAGUAUGCUCAAUUUGUUUGUUAGAGAUAAACGAGAAAAUCUUAAUUAAAAUUCUAUAAUGCAAUCAUUAUUUCCACAACGAUUGCAUAAAAGAAUGGAUUUUGAGAAAACCAGAAUGUCCUACUUGCAGAGAAAAUAUUCUUUCAUAAUGA
Messenger RNA from Paramecium tetraurelia, 462 nucleotides. RefSeq lists its product as uncharacterized. The transcript has a single exon. The record is from RefSeq and is a predicted model, not a curated record. Lineage: Eukaryota; Ciliophora; Oligohymenophorea; Peniculida; Parameciidae.